Messenger RNA from Zerene cesonia (dogface butterfly), 666 nucleotides. RefSeq lists its product as uncharacterized. The transcript is spliced from 4 exons. Bases 1 to 666 code for a protein of 221 amino acids. NCBI's taxonomy places the organism in Eukaryota, Metazoa, Arthropoda, Insecta, Lepidoptera, Pieridae. The record is from RefSeq and is a predicted model, not a curated record.
AUGGAUUUCAGUACAACAGUAAACGCUGAUUAUCAGUGGCCUUUUCCAAAACCCAUAGUUGGCAAACCAUGUGAGCCGCCCAAACCAGACGCCGCACCUACCGUCAGACCUCCGCCAGUGGCCCCUUACUGUCAUUGCGAUGCACACUCUUAUUCACCACGGGUCGAACAAUAUAAGCAGUUACUUGAAAAAGAACAGAAGCUCUGUCAGGAUUAUGAACAGUUGAGAAAACAGAUGGUGGAUGUAACCAACGAUAUACUGGAUCAUCCGUGCGACGAUCUCGACACAAAAAUGACCACAAUGUAUCAGGCUACCUUUAAAAAGAGAUCGUUUCCAGUACAAGACUACGAGAAAAUCAUAGCAGCUUCUCAGUCCCCUGCGCCAAUACCCAUGGAGAGCAAUCGCCUUGGGGUGCUCCGCUGUUACAAAGAUCCCACGCAUUUCUCCGAUCAUCCGCCAACAGUAAGACCAACAAUCAACCCUCCAGGACCAGUUCACACUGGGGUUGCGCCUAAAUCCAUACAGACCUGGUUCACAGACUUUCCAGGAAGGUCCGAGUAUAUGGACACCUACAGUGCCUCUGCGAAGGCCUGCUGGAGGUCGAUGCAGAGGUACAAGGAGCCCUUGCCGUCCACGAGGCGAAGGGCUGAUGAUACGUGUGUGUGA